AUGAAUGAAUAGUAAUGCUUUUCUAUCGGUCGGAAUCAAAACAAAAUAAAACACAGAUUUGGUUAUGUUUGACGUGUAUAAUAUCGUUAUUUUUGUUGCUUUUUUUGGGUAUGUUUUUUUCUGAAUUGUCUAUAGAAGAAUGUUUUGAUAAAUACGAAAGAGGUAUUUAUCCUCACCCUUCCGAUUGUACGCGGUUUCUAUCUUGCGCGACCACUGAUCCUAUAGAAUGCCCGGCCGGAUUGCAUUUUAAUCCGGACUUAUUCGUUUGUGAUUGGCCUGCUAACGCAGGAUGCAUGAAACUAACAACAUCGUCGCCAGAUGAAUCGACUGAAGAUCCAUCGCCCAAAUCGGAUCAAACAUCCAACACUGAAUCUCCCAAUGAAGCAACGUCAUCUGACCCUAGAAAUUCAUCAGGUUCGCAACCAACAGAUGGGUCAACAAGUAGUUCGAACGAAACUAGCCCACCUUUGACUACCGAAAAGACGGAAUCUACUCCUCCAAAGAAAAAUACAGCUGUCACAACUUCAUCGCAAUCGACAAGCCACACUAAAGAAAUAAAAUCGACAACGGUAAAUAUGGAUGAAUCAAGUAAACCGCAAGAAUCUACACCGGCAGUCUCAAACCCGCCACUAAAUUCAAGUGAACUAGAAGAUAUAAAACCUACAACUCCAAUUUUCGAAUACUCCAGUAAACCACAAGAAUCUACGCCAGAGGUAACAACUGCCUCACAAAAAUCAACUGAACCUGAGGAUACCAAAUCGACAACAUCAAGUUCUGAAAACUCCAGUAAACCACAAGAAUCUACGGCGGAAGAAACAACUUUCUCACAAAAAUCGACCGAACCUGAGGAAACAAAAUCGACAACACCAAGUUCUGAAAACUCCAGUAAACCACAAGAAACAACGCCAGAGGUAACAACUGCUCCACAAAAAUCAACUGAACCUGAAGAUUCCAAACCGACAACACCAAGUUCUGAAAACUCCAGUAAACCACAAGAAACAACGCCAGAGGUAACAACUGGCUCACAAAAAUCAACUGAACCUGAAGAUACAAAAUCGACAACACCAAGUUCUGAAAACUCCAGUAAACCACAAGAAACAACGCCAGAGGUAACAACUGCCUCACAAAAAUCAACUGAACCUAAAGAUAUAAAAUCGACAACACCAAUUUCUGAAAACUUCAGUAAACCACAAGAAACAACGCCAGAGGUAACAACUGCCUCACAAAAAUCAACUGAACCUGAAGAUACAAAAUCGACAACACCAAGUUCUGAAAACUCCAGUAAACCACAAGAAACUACGCCGAAAGUAACAACUUCCUCAGAGAAAUCGACCGAACCUGAAGAUACAAAAUUGGCAACACCAAGUUCUGAAAUCUCCAGUAAACCACAGCAAACUACACCGGAGGCAACUACUUCCUCACAAAAAUCAAGUGAACCUGAAGAUACAAAAACGACAACUCCACGUUCCGAGAACUCUAGUAAACCACAAGAAAACGAGUCUCACUCUACAUUUCCGGAAAAUGUAACUGAAGCUACCGAGCCUACAUUAUUAUCAUCUAAGAAGUCAAGUGACUCCACGGUAGGAGCUACAUCACCAAAGAUAAUAUCUACUUCAGAAAGCUCUACGCCGAGCGACUCGAAGGGAAUAACUUCUAAAUUAGAAAAAUCUACGAGUACUCAAGAAAUCAUACCCAAAACAACACCUUUUCCGGAGGCAAGCAAUGCACCAUCGAGUGAUUCUAGUACAUCAAAAACUACAGAUUUGUCACAGAAAUCAACCGAGCCUGAACAAUUUCCAACUGAAACUGCUGCUCAAGAUACAACACCAAAAUCAUCUCCCACAGAGAACCCAAGCAAACCAAAAAAAACGACAUCAGCACCCAAAAGCAGUCCCGAAUUUCCAGAAGCUUUUUCAGACAAGUCUACUGAGUCGCCAGACAAAGUAUCAGCUCCGACUUUUGACUCUAGAUUUAAAGAGACGACUCUUGCUCCAGAGUCGGACAAAAGGGAGCCACUUACAGAGUCUCCCCAAUCAGCCCUUGCACUUAAGGAUUGCCUCGCCAAAUAUAAAUAUGGAAUAUUCGCUCAUCCAACGGAUGAAACUAAAUUCUAUAUCUGCACUAAAAGUAACCCGUUGGAGAUGACUUGUCCACAAGGAUUGGUAUUUCAUCCUGAAUCAUAUGGUUGUGACAGACCUGCGCCUACAACACCUCCGCCACCUCCAGCAUUAAAUUUAAGAGAAUGUCUAAAAACUUAUGGAAGGGGACUAUUUCCACAUCCCAGCGAUUGCACACGAUUCUACAGUUGCUCAAAACACGGUCCAAUUGAGAUGCAAUGUCCUGGUGGUCUACAUUUCAACCCCACGAAGCUUGCUUGCGACUGGCCGUCGAGACAAUGCAUCAGUCCCGCAGCAAAGACAAGGGAUAAAAUUUUUAGGACAAUGAAGGCCGACAAAAUAGUACCAGAUAUAGUGGAUCAAUGUCCCGAAAAACUUGCGGAAGUAGCGUUUCCCAGCGGUGGUCAAGUUGAUCUCGGCAAGAAUUUAAAUCCAAUUCAAACCAGUAACCCUCCUAGCAUAUAUUGGGAAGCUGACAAAAACUCAUUUUAUACAUUAUGUAUGGUGGAUCCGGACGCGGCCAAGCCAAAGGAAUCUAAAUACAAAGAAUGGAACCAUUGGUUGGUGGGAAACAUUCCUGGAAACAAAAUUAGACAAGGUCAAACCUUAGCGGAAUACUUACCGGCUUGUCCUCAAAGAAAUUCUGGUCCUCAUAGAUACACGUACCUCAUUUACCGGCAACCGCAAAAGAUCUCAUUCAACGAACCUAAAAUACCAGCAAACACAUGGAUGCAAAGGGAUGGCUUUUCUAUUAGAAAUUUUGCCCAGAAGUACCAACUCGGCCAACCGAUCGCUGGCAACUAUUUUAAAUGUAGUUGGGAUCCCUGGGUGAAUCGACUUUACAACAAAAUCUCCUAUUUGCCGCCUGUAUCAAACAGAUAUAGUUUUGCUGCUCGCCCAAACACUCGAGGAAAUUCGUUUGGUAAUUCAUACUCCUACUCGUACAGUUUCCGAAUGUCUAGUUCCCUAACCAGCAAUGGCUGCCUUCGAGAGGGACUGUAUCCUCAUCCUACGGACUGCACGAAAUUCAUUUCAUGUGCCCCAUAUGGACCACAGGAGAUGGAUUGUCCUGCGGGGUUGCACUUUAAUCCGAUAAUCCUAGAAUGCGAUUGGCCAUAUCAAGCUGGGUGUACUGCAGGUCAGGAACCCGAACCCGAGCCUGAACCAGAACCGGAGCCAGAACCUGAGCCGGAACCGCAACCAGAGCCGGAGCCGGAGCCAGAACCUGAGCCGGAACCGCAACCAGAGCCGGAGCCGGAGCCAGAACCAGAACCGGAACCUCAACCAGAACCGGAACCAGAACCUGAGCCGGAACCAGAACCAGAACCGCAACCGGAACCUCAACCAGAACCUGAACCCGAUCCGGAACCUACAACACAAUCCGCGGAACAGGAACCCACAACUGAACCAGAACAACAACCAACUACUGAAAAAGAAGAACCCACAACGGAGGGGAAACCGGUACCCACAUCAGAACCCAGCGAACAGGAAACGACAACUGAACCUGAACAACAGCACACUACUGAAAAAGAAGAACCCACAACGGAAGUAGAAUCGGAACCCACGUCAGAACCCGAGCAAGUACCCACACUUCAACCAGAACCGGAAUCCACGACAGAUGAUUUAUCAGAAACUACAACGGAAUUAGAAUCCCAGCCUACAUCAGAACCAGCACCGGAGCCCGAAGCCGAAACUGAAGUUCCUACAGAAGCGCCAGAAGAGCCAUCCACAACAGAGUCAAGUGAAGUAGACGAAACAACUACCAGUCCAGCGGAGGAGGAAGAAGACGAUAGUGGUUCUGGUUCUGAAACUACAGAUGCACCACCCCCAGAUCCAACGACGACGAUACCUGAGUCACCAGAAACGGAAAAAAGUGAAAAUCCAAAUCCUUCACCGGAACCUGAACCUCCGACGGAUCCAGACAGUAUUUGCGCUGUCCAUAGCAACAGAUUUUUCGUGACUUCCUAUCCGAACGACUGUACGAAAUUUAUCACCUGCUCCUUUGGGGUUCCUUAUGUUAUGGAUUGCCCAAACGACCAAUACUUUAAUCCAGUGAUUACAACAUGCGGAAAGGAUAAAUCGGUGUGUUAUACUUAACGUUGUCAGUUAAAAGCGCGUAUAUUACUGUACAUAAACAACUAAAUACUGAAGAAGUAUUUUCUAUCUUAUAUUUUAAUCUACUCCACGUUUCAAUAAAUAUUGAAUGUUUAAAUAACUCCUUAUUAGUUUCCGGCUUUAAAAAUUAAUUUCUACGAUUUAUUGAUUCUUAAUAUUUCAUAAUUAAAGUUAAUUAUACGGUAAAAAUAUCCUUCAAAUAACAAAAAACUUAAUUUUUUUUAACAAUCUCCCAACGCGAAUAACAAAAACUGUUGAAACUACACAAUAUCGAUUUAUUGAAUCUUUGGUUAUAAGUUACAGUCUUGAUGAAAUCAGCAUAGAAAAACACAAUGCGUUAUUGGAAUACUUUGGCACAGAAUUAAAAUAAAUCAAAAAUGUUAAGGGAAUUAGGGACAAAUCUAUAGAGAAUCGUCUACGCAAUGUUUGGCAAGAAACAAUAUUUGAGUCAAAUCAGAAAUUUAUUGUCGCAAGCUUUUCAGUUUUGAUAAAUAUUUGAGGAAGCCAUUGAAGUUUUUGUGCUGCACCCCAUGCUGCCAAUUUUGUGGGCUUGAACCUGUUUCUAGAAGACGAUAUG
Messenger RNA from Cylas formicarius (sweet potato weevil), 4809 nucleotides. Its product is annotated as proteoglycan 4-like. Lineage: Eukaryota; Metazoa; Arthropoda; Insecta; Coleoptera; Brentidae. Gene Ontology annotation, cellular component: extracellular region. Bases 15 to 4214 code for a protein of 1399 amino acids. Gene Ontology annotation, molecular function: chitin binding. The record is from RefSeq and is a predicted model, not a curated record. The transcript is spliced from 9 exons.